AAUUUUUUAACGCCAAUACUAUUUUAUGUAUCAUCACUCAACGCCUGUCAUUACGGACCUUUGCUCUUUUCCUGAUGUUGAUGAUACUACUAUAACAGACAGACUAAGGGCUAGAUACAUGAACUAUCAGCCUUAUACAGCUAUAGGAUAUUGUAAUAUCAUAGCAGUAAACCCUUUCAAGAGGCUUGCCCAAAACGACACGCAAACUAGCGAAGAGUAUGUUACAUUCUACAAAAACCCUUCAGUCAACAGCUGCUUUAAACUCGAUCCACAUGUUUUUGGACUUGCAAAUGCGUCUUAUUUCCGUAUGCGAAGAACAGGAAACGGUCAAGUGAUAUUAUUACUAGGCGAGUCUGCAAGUGGAAAGACGGAAAUACAAGACUUAAUUAUUCCACAUCUCAUACGUUUGGGCUCAAAUAAGAAGAAACAAAAGAUGCAAGGGUAUAUUAUAGGUGGUCAUAAAGUGCUAAACCUAUUUGGAUCAGCAACAACAUCUCCCAUAACAAGGUAUAGUUCCCGGUUUGGUGUCUAUAGUGAAAUACACUUUAAUGAGCGUGGUAAAGUGGUUGGAGGAAACAUUGCUACUUAUCUCUUGGAAAAGUCGAGACUGUGUGGUGGUGUUUCCAAAUCUCGACCAAGUCAAGGAAACUUUACAGUAUUCUACUUACUAUUAGCCGGCACAAAUCCUGAUGAAAAGCAGGUACUACAGCUAACAGAUGAUCCCAAGUCAUUUAAUUACUUGGCGUCAUACAGUAGAAGUAUUUCAAGCAGCGACGCAGAACAGUAUAACGAACUGAAGAGCGUGAUGCGUACGGCAGGCUUUAAGAAGGACCACUUCAAUUUUAUUAUUCAGCUGCUAUCGGCUAUACUACAUCUAGGGAAUUUGAUUUUUAUGCCUAGUGAUGGAGCUGAAGAAACAGUAUCUAUCAAAAACAUGGAUUGUUUGGAGCUGAUUGCUGGCUUCUUGGGGCUUCAACCAGAGACACUCAAAUCAUCUCUAGCCUUUAAGACGGUUACUAUCAGAAAAGACAUAACAACCCUGAUAUUAGAUGUAGACCAAGCCACAGCACAAAGGGACGAUCUAGCACAAACACUUUAUUCACUACUGUUUACUUGGCUGAUGAACUAUAUCAAUGAACGAAUUUCAUGUGACGACUAUAACAGCUAUGCAGGCAUUCUAAAUCUUCCUGGAAGUCAACCUACAGCGACGAAUACGGCGGAUUUUUACCAGUUUUGCGUCAACUACGCAAAUGAAAAAAUACAUGACUUCAUGAUGGAUCGCAUGUUUGUAGCCGACGCGUUCGAGUUAGAGUCAGAAGAAAUAAAGACUUCAAAGGUGCAUAUGAAAGAGAAUAAGAGAUGCUUGGAGCUACUCGAGAGGCCACAUCAUAGUAUUUGUGCGCUAUACAACAAGGUUACGGAAAAGAUGCUCAGCGGUAAAAAGAUGGUUUCGAAUGAAAGCGCGGUUGAAGCUAUCAGCAAAUAUAAUGCAGACUACGAGGAGGUAUCUAUUCAUAAAUCGGAUACUGGCGCUCGAUUAUUCGCCAUACGCCACUUUGUUGGAGAUGUGACAUACGAUUCCAAGGAUUUCGUAUCCUCCAAUAAUAAUCAGCUAUCACAAGAUUUUGUCUCUUUAUUCCGUGGAAGCGCUGAUAGUCCUGGAUCUCUCAACAGCUUUGUUGUGCAGUUAUUCUCUGAUGAAAACAUCACUGCAGAUACCCACAUGUAUCCAGAAGCGCAACAGAAGGAUAAAGGCAAUAACUCUUUGUCAGUCAAGCAACGCAACGAAAAGGAUGAAGGAUACUUCCAGUGGAGUGGUAAUAAAAAGACAGCUUUGGCUCAAACAAAGAAAUCGAUGGAUGAUCUGAUCUCUACUUUUCAAGAGGCCAACCUAUGGUCUGUGUUUUGUAUCAAGCCAAAUAAUACGGGAAGCAGUACAGAGUUUGACAGCUAUUUGGUAAAGUCUCAAGUUGAAGUGUAUGGAUUACGGCAUAUAACGCAUAAAAUGAAUGAAUUCUAUACAAUUUCAUUUCUGCAUCAAGAUUUUUUAAAGCGAUAUUCACCCUUGCUAUAUAUUCCGGAUGAGAUUGAGGGAACAGAGCCUCAUGAACUGUGCAAAAUAGUAAAGCAAUCGAGUUCCUGGACAGAUAAUGAUGUAGCUAUUGGCACUACAAAGGUAUUUUUGGGAUAUUCACUUUGGCAUUCACUUGAAGAAAGGCUGCGUAUGUUAGAAAAGGAAGAGAAAAGAAGCAGCAAGACGUUAUUAGCAGAACAAGCUGGUAUAAAUACCAAAGUCCAUUCUAACUCACCUCAGGAAUAUCAACAAAAUUCUUGUUCAGAUGGGAUGAACUAUAUAAAGCAGCCACAAAGUGCGCCUAAUGACAUUGGUAGAGUGAUGCUCAAUGCUCGCUCCAGUUCACUGGUGGGAUCUCCUAGUAGCCCAUCCUUUGUACCUGAAGAAGAUAGGACAGCAGGUACCUACUCGCCUCCCAACUUUCCAGAUACAUAUGAACAAGAUACCAAUGCAACAGAAGAAAAGCCAAGUACGAUGACGCCCGGUCGCAAACGCUGGCUUGCUCUUGUUUAUGCACUUACAUUCUUUAUUCCCAGUUUUCUUUUGACAAAAAUGGGCGGUAUGAAGAGACGAGAUGUUCGAAUAGCCUGGCGUGAGAAAUUAGCUCUUUGCUUUAUCAUCACUUUUAUGUGCUGCUUUGUCAUCUGGUUUCUAGUAUUCUUUGGAGAACUCAUAUGCCCUCACCAAAGUGUCUUUUCUAUAAAUGAAUUGAGAGGUCACAAAGCACCUGACAAUGCAUACGUAGCUAUUCGUGGAGAAGUAUUCAACCUAGGCGAAUUUGCUUCACAUCAUUAUCCUAGUAUGGUCCCUACAAAGUCUGUCUUAACAUAUGCUGGAACUGACGCUAGCGAGAUUUUCCCUAUACAAGUGUCAGACUUGUGUGAAAACGUAUCCCCUUAUGUCUCUCUCGACUACCAACGAAACUACAGCGACCCAAAUGCGGAAUAUCAUGACUACACAUACUCAAGUGGGAGCUAUAAGCAAAACUGGUACUACGACCAAAUGACAAUGCUCCGAAAGAACUAUAAAGUUGGACAUAUCGGCUGGGAGAUGAAGGCUAUCGAUGAUCAAGCAAAGGGUGCCUACAAAAUGAAUGGACAGUCCAUGAACCGUUAUUGGGCGGUCAUCAACAACGCUGUGUACGAUUUGACGCCUUAUAUUCUUGGAGGACGAUACGUGUCUGCUCCACCGAAUGAAGAAGCGCCUGCUAAUAUAAGCACUGACUUUCUUGAUAUCUCGGUUGUGAAUCUGUUUUGGCAAAAUUCUGGAACUGACAUCACGGAAAAAUUCAAUGAGCUGCCCAUCAGCAGUGAUAAAAGAUAUAGAGAGCUUGCGUGUAUCAGGAAUUUAUACUUUGUAGGCAUGGUUGAUUCGAGAAAUUCUAUCAAGUGUCAGUUCUCUACAUAUUUCUUGUUGGUUAUUACUGUUUGCCUAUGUAUUGUCAUAUUCUUCAAAUUCCUGGCUGCCCUGCGUAUAGGAAGCCCUCGUAUGCCCGAGGAUCUUGAGAAGUUUGUCAUCUGCCAAGUUACUUGCUACACAGAAGAUGAAGAUUCAUUAAGGAAAACAAUCGAUUCGCUUGCCACUCUCAACUACAAUGAUAAACGCAAGCUGAUCGUGGUCAUUUGCGAUGGCAUGAUUGUCGGUAGCGGCAACGAUAGACCAACACCUAGAAUCGUUCUGGACAUCUUUGGUGUGGAUCCUCAAGUAGACCCAGAGCCACAUUCAUUUUUAUCUGUUGGGGAGGGAACGAAAAAGCACAACAGAGCCAAAGUGUUUUCGGGAUUAUACCAAGUCAGAGGCCACGUUGUGCCGUAUCUAGUCAUCGUCAAGGUGGGCGCUCCAAACGAACGACAAAAGCCUGGAAACAGAGGUAAACGCGAUUCACAGCUGAUCACGAUGCAGUUUUUGAAUCGUGUUUAUUAUGGUGCACCGAUGAACCCUUUACAGCUUGAGCUUUAUCAUCAAAUGAGGAAUGUCAUUGGUGUCCCUCCAGAGUUUUAUGAAUACGUUCUGAUGGUGGAUGCAGAUACUGAGGUUAUGUCUGAUGGACUGAGUUAUCUGGUAUCGAGUAUGGCGCAUGAUGCAAAUAUCAUUGGUGUUUGUGGUGAAACAACACUCGCAAACGAGAAGGAUACCUGGGUCACCAUGAUUCAGGUCUACGAAUACUUUAUUUCUCACCAUAUGAUUAAAGCCUUUGAAUCCCUGUUUUCUACUGUCAGCUGCUUACCAGGAUGUUUCACUAUGUAUCGAGUACGUACAGUUGACGGCAAACGCCCGUUAUUUGUCAGCAAUGAAGUCAUUGAAGACUACUCUGUUACCACAGUAGACACUUUACAUAAGAAAAACUUGUUAUACCUAGGCGAAGACCGUUACUUGACAACGCUGCUUCUCAAACACUUUCCAAAUUUCAAAACCAAGUUUAACCCUGACGCACAUUGUCAGACAAAUGCUCCCGACACAUGGAGCGUUUUAAUCUCUCAGCGUCGACGUUGGAUUAAUUCAACCGUGCAUAAUCUGGGUGAACUCGUAUUUCUACCACAUCUCUGUGGUUUCUGUUGCUUCUCUAUGCGCUUUGUUGUCAUGCUAGAUCUCAUCAGCACUCUGGUUCAGCCUGCACUCUUGGGUUACUUGGGAUUCUUGUGCUACAAGCUAGCCACUGCGCAUAACCAGAUACCCUACAUUACCAUCAUGACUUUAGGAUGCACCUAUGGCAUACAGAUGAUAUUGUUCAUUAUGAACCGUCGUUGGGAAUACGUUGCUUGGUUCAUCGUCUCUAUUCUUGCUCUACCUGUGUUUUCUUUCUACAUUCCUAUAUACGCUUAUUGGCACUUUGAUGAUUUCUCUUGGGGUAAUACUCGAAUUGUGGUUGGAGAAAAGGGCCAAAAGGUUAUCAUUAACGAUGAAGGUGAAUUUGAUCCUAAAUCAAUACCACUGAUAACGUGGCGAGAACAUGAGAAAAUGAUGACCCCGGAUAUCGAUCAAGUGUCACAAAGGAGCAGCUAUCUCCUGCACACAGGCUCCGCUUACGGCCUCCCAGAAUAUACACCAAACCCCACAUACUACAAGCAGCGGUCACCAUGCUAUCAAAUGACUGCCAGUCAAUCUAUACCUGGAUCCCUAUUCGAAAGGGAAUCAUAUACUAGCGAACGCAGUAGACGCUAUCCAAAUUCGCACGUAUAG
This is a messenger RNA of Rhizopus microsporus ATCC 52813, 5254 nucleotides long. RefSeq lists its product as uncharacterized. NCBI's taxonomy places the organism in Eukaryota, Fungi, Mucoromycota, Mucoromycetes, Mucorales, Rhizopodaceae. The record is from RefSeq and is a predicted model, not a curated record. Gene Ontology annotation, cellular component: myosin complex; cell septum; cell periphery. The transcript is spliced from 3 exons. The coding region runs from base 26 to 5254 and encodes 1742 amino acids. Gene Ontology annotation, molecular function: cytoskeletal motor activity; chitin synthase activity; ATP binding.